GAAGAAAACAAGUUGAUUUGGUUUGACAGGUCUGUCAUGUUUAAAAAAAAAAGAAAGAAAAAGAAAGUGGCUUUUUUUCUAUCUCUCUUUCUCUCUCUCUCUUUUAACCAUGUCCCAUCUUGCUUCUGACUAUCUUAUUUUAUGGGCUUCUCAAACGGGUAAUGCUGAAUGGAUUGCUAAAAGCAUUCAUGCAGAAGCAAGUAAAAAGGGAUAUCAAGGUCAAUGCUUUGUCAUGGACGAUUAUGCUUUGGCACCUCUUCAAACAGCUGGCAUCGUUAUUCUUGUGUCUUCUAAUACAGGUGAUGGGGAUGCACCUGACAACUCACUCAAGUUUUGGCGAUUCUUGCGUCGUAACAAAGACAAAGCUUAUUUUACCAACACUCGCUUUACUGUGCUUGGUUUAGGUGACAGCAACUACUCCAACUUUAAUAACACAGGCAAGAAGCUCGAGAAGAAAUUCAAGGAUCUCGGUGCCACUGUGUUUUAUGAAAAGGCCUUGGCUGAUGAUGCUGAAGGUCUUGAGAACACAGUCGACCCUUGGAUCGAGGAUCUAUGGACAGUAUUACCUACUGUCUUGAAACAAAACUCAGAUAUGUCUGUGGAAGCUUCUAUUGCUGCUGAAAAGGAAUUAGAACAGAAGAUGACACAACUUCAAAUUGAUCCGGCGAGUGUACCUUAUUCUAUGCAACAGCGUAAAAAGACACUCCCCGAACCUGUAGAGAAAUACACGCAUCUUGAGAAUUCACUUGUGACAUCCACUGAACAAGACAAAGUCGUGGCUAAGGGAAAUCCUCUUACUAUCAACUUGGCUGGAUUAGAAGCAGGUGCUAAAUUGACAGGGUUGCCUCGUGUGUCUGUUCCUGUGGUUAAGCUUGUCAAGUUAGAAGGUAGAAAGAACGGUGAGGAUCUUUCAGGCAAAGUACCUGAUUUUGUCCCUACACCUGUGCCUAUUCAGUAUGCUCCUGUGACCAUGGUGGCUUGUUUGACCACACCAGAUGCUGUCAAGCGUACAUUAGAAGUCGAGUUGGAUGUUGGACAAGACACACAUUAUGAGCCAGGCGAUGCUUUUGCUGUCUUGGCACCGAAUGAUGAAGAUUUAGUGGAAGCCAUCUUGAGUCGUUUGAACAUCAAGCCAGAAGACUAUCAUCAACUGUAUCAAGUACAAGGAGACAACUUACCUAGUCACUUGGAACAUGCUACACACACCACUUUGCAUGAAUUAUUCCGUUAUGCUGUUGAUCUCACCAGUCAACCCCGUAAAGCUCUGUUUAGAAUGUUGGCAGAUUAUACAACGGAUCCUAAAGAAAAGUUGAGUUUGAUGUAUAUCUGUAGUAAGCAAGGUACAGCUGCAUUUCAAGCUGUGCGUGAUGAAUCACCCAAUUUGCUUGAUAUUCUUGAAUCCUUCCCUCAUUGUCACCCACCCAUUGAACGUCUUUUGGAUCUUUUGCCUGCUCAUAUGCCUCGUUAUUACUCUAUUUCGAGUUCUCCCUUAAAGCGUCAAGGCAAGAUUCGAUUUGCGUUUAAUGUGGUUGAGUAUAUCACAGCCAACAAAGUCCAGCGUAAAGGUGUGGCCACGCCUUGGAUGGACAAGAUCACAGAUCUGAUUCCUAGUCGCACAACACCUCUCAAGACCGAGAUUCCAGUAACAAAAGACAUCAAGGUGCCUAUGUAUGUCCGUCCUAAUGUCAAUGCGUUUGUCUUGCCUCAAGCAACAGAACGCCCAUUGAUCUUGAUUGGUCCAGGCACAGGCAUUGCUCCCUUUAUUGGCUUCCUUGAACACAGACAGACACAGCGUCAGAUCCGUCUCUCGAUGGGUGGUCUUGGCCACCAACCUGCUCAACAGAUCCGAGACGCCUUUGGUCCUAUCUAUGUCUAUUAUGGCUACCGUGAAAAGGCCAAGGACUUUUUGUUUGAAAGAGAAUUAAAUGAGUUUCAGCAAGAUGGAACCAUUACUUAUUUGGGAUUAGCAGAGAGUCGUUCUGCUGAAGGAUUGCCCCGUGUGUAUGUUCAAGAUCUGAUCAAGCGAGAUACAGAUGUCUUGUAUGAUUUGAUUGUUGGUCAAGAUGCUGCUAUUUAUGUCUGUGGUGAUGCUAAGGGUAUGGCGAAGGGCGUUCAGGAUGCUUUGGUAGAUAUGUUGGUUCAGAAACAAGGUUUAGAUGUAGUCGAAGCAAACAAGUGCUUGAUGAACUGGGUUUCAAAUAAGAAAUACCUUCGUGAUUUGUGGGCUUAAAAAAAAAGAGUGUGUGUGUGUGUG
Gilbertella persicaria is the source of this 2254-nucleotide messenger RNA. RefSeq lists its product as uncharacterized. Bases 110 to 2230 code for a protein of 706 amino acids. Gene Ontology annotation, molecular function: [methionine synthase] reductase (NADPH) activity; FMN binding; flavin adenine dinucleotide binding. Gene Ontology annotation, biological process: homocysteine metabolic process. The record is from RefSeq and is a predicted model, not a curated record. The transcript is spliced from 3 exons. Lineage: Eukaryota; Fungi; Mucoromycota; Mucoromycetes; Mucorales; Choanephoraceae. Gene Ontology annotation, cellular component: cytosol.